Messenger RNA from Penicillium maclennaniae, 906 nucleotides. Its product is annotated as mitochondrial 54S ribosomal protein uL1m. The transcript has 3 exons. The coding region runs from base 1 to 906 and encodes 301 amino acids. The record is from RefSeq and is a predicted model, not a curated record. NCBI's taxonomy places the organism in Eukaryota, Fungi, Ascomycota, Eurotiomycetes, Eurotiales, Aspergillaceae.
AUGUCGUCCUACGGCGCUGCUUUGCCCUCUGCGGCACGCGGAAUCCUUUCAUCAUGUUGCUCAACCUUCAGCGAGAAGUCAAUGACUCCCGCUUUGUCAAUUUUCCAGCAAGUCCGCGGCUUCAAGAACAACGCGCAGAAGGGCAAGGGGAAGAAGAAGGAAGUCAAGACGGACCGCAAAGGACCCCGAGAGUUUCGACAGAAGAAUCUGAAGGAUAUGCAGCAGUUUGCUCUGUGCGAUGCGAUGCGCUAUCUCCGGGCUAUGGAAGUUGGCCGCGAAAGCACGGUCACAAAAUACGAAAUCCACAUUCGCAUGCGGACAAGGAAAGACGGCCCCGUCAUUCGAAACAUGAUCCGAUUCCCUCACGCUGUUCAAACCGAGUCCCGUAUCUGUGUCAUCUGCCCUCCGGGGUCCAAGCAAGCGAAGGAUGCGAUUGCCGCUGGUGCCGUUCUUGUCGGCGAAGAUGAAGUCUUCGAGGCAAUCAAGGCUGGGAAGAUUGAAUUUGAUCGGUGUCUUGCUCAUCCCGACAGUUUACCGGCGCUGAACAAGGCCGCACUGGGCCGUGUGCUUGGUCCCCGUGGUCUGAUGCCGAGCGUGAAGACGGGUACUGUGGUGGAAGACGUCGCAUCUCGUGUCGAGGAUCUCCGAGGAGGUACUGUUUAUCGUGAGCGUGACGCUGUCAUCCGUCUUCCGAUCGGCCAGCUCGGAUUCUCCCCGGAGCAGCUCCGCGACAACCUGCGCACAACCAUCGAGUCAAUCAAGAAGGAUGCUGCCGGCCUGAACGACCGCAUCAACAAGGAGAUCUACGAAGUUGUACUGAGCUCAACCAACGGCUCUGGCUUCAGCUUGAAUGGAGAGUUCAAGACUGACGACUCCCCAGAAUCCUCGGCCUUGACCGGCGUGUAA